CAUAUUAAAUUCGAAAAUCAGUAGAAAACAAGGAAGGUUCGUAUUUUUUGUUUUUCGGUCCAUCGGCGUCCCAUUUUUCACUCUUGGUUUCAACUCUCAAUCGUCAAUUCUGCAGAAACAAACAGUUCUCUGAUAAUCUGAUGAUCGGCCUGUGAAUUGCCUACUUCGCAGUGGUUUCUCCGAUUAGGUUUUGGACUUCUGUUGAUGGGUGCCCCUAAGCAGAAGUGGACAGCAGAAGAAGAAGCAGCACUCAAAGCUGGAGUGCUUAAGCAUGGGACUGGGAAAUGGCGCACGAUUCUUUCAGAUCCUGAGUUUAGUGAUGUUCUGCGUUUGCGUUCAAAUGUGGAUCUCAAGGAUAAAUGGAGAAAUAUAAAUGCGACAGCAAUAUGGGGGUCAAGGCAGAAGGCCAAGAUUGCACUUACAAGGGCUCAGUUGACCCCUAAAAAGGAUGAUAACCCUAUGGCUCUGAUGCCUGUAACCCAAUCUGAUAAUGAAAUAGUCGAUGCUAAGCCCCUUGCAGUUUCCAGUGGAACACCUCGAACCAGUGAUUCCAAAAAGCGAAUUGCAAGGAUGGAGAAUUUUAUUUUAGAUGCUAUUACGAGUUUGAAAGAGCCAGGUGGUUCUGAUAGAGCCUCGAUUGCUUCGUAUAUAGAGGACCAAUAUUGUGCUCCACCCAACCUCAAGAAGAUUUUGGGAACCAAACUAAAGCUUAUGAUUGAAAAUGGCACAUUGACCAAGAUAAAGCAUAAGUACAAGAUUGCACAUAGUCUGACAGUUUCUGAAGGAAGAAGGUCCCUCCCACCACUUUUGGAAGGAAGGCGGAAGGGUUCUCCAAGGGCAGAGAAGGAGAUCAAACUUCUUACUAAAGCCCAAGUUGAUGCAGAGCUGUCAAAGAUGAAGAGCAUGACAGCAGAAGAAGCUGCAGCAGCAGCUGCACGAGCAGUUGCCGAGGCAGAAGUUGCAAUUGCAGAGGCUGAAGCAGCAGCAAGAGAGGCAGAAGCAGCAGAAGCUGAAGCUGAAGCAGCACAAAUUUUUGCUAAAGCAGCAGAGAAAGCAUGGAAAUCUAGGAUGCUGGUAAAUCCUCUUUAAUAACUAUUCUUAAAGAUAUAAUCAGAUGUAAAUUGUUCAUAGUUCUGGACGAGCUGGUCUUAGUGGAUUGUGUGUGAGGUUAGUGUAGUUAUCUAAGAGCAGAGAUCCCCUGGUCAUAAUUUGCCCUGUGCCCCACCUUGUUGAUAGAUAUGGAACUAUUUAAGACUAUUUGCACUGUGCUCAGUAUUCAACCUUUGUGUGUGUGUGUGUGUGUGUUUUUUUUUUUUUUGCAAACCUUUUGUUUUCCACUGUUUGCAAUAGUCUCCAUAGAAAAAAAAAAAGUUAAGCUUUUAACAAAGACAUAGAAACUCAUUUUUAGAGAAAUUUCAGCCCUUGGGCUUGGCUAGUAUUUUGGACAAAUGCUACUGCAAAGCAGGGAGUUAGUUUCACUUAGAGAUGCUUUUUUCUUUUAACUUUUCACUCUUUUUUUCCUUCUCACUUUAUUAUUUGUUAUAGCUAUUAAUUAUUCUGAUAGAACUUGCAAAAUUUUGCAGAUGACAUAAGCUUGUUAGUUAAAAGUCUGAGCUUGAUUAUUGCUUGAACCAUGCAUCAGCACUGCAUCAUGCCGCUAUAUCUAUUAUCAGUGUAAAUAUUUAUAUUUCAGCAUGUAAAGCAUGGGACUAGUCCAUUAAGGUCUGUAUCCUCUCUGAGUGAACUUGUUGGUGGGGGUUUUGAGGUGUUGAUUUUGAAGAUUUACAGUGAAGAAAUGAAGAAAAGGGUACAAACUAGCCAAAGAAAUAGAAAAAAAUACAAGAUUGUGAGAUACGUUAUAUAUGAUCUGUCUCUUUUGUAGUUGAUCCAAAUACAAUUAAGCUACAAUUUUGGUGCAAGCAUGUUAAUAGGUUCAGAUUGUUGUACUUGGAAAGCUAAAAUUCCAGUCGAAUUCUUCUGUUGUGCAGCCUCAUCUUCUACUAAAGGUUUUUAUUAUUA
Molecule: messenger RNA, 2019 nt
Organism: Rubroshorea leprosula
Lineage: Eukaryota; Viridiplantae; Streptophyta; Magnoliopsida; Malvales; Dipterocarpaceae
Source: the annotation of a GenBank genome assembly